GGCGGAGGGGGGCCGCGUGCCCAACGGUCCGCGCGUGCCCCGCUCACUGCCGCGCCAUGGAGGGAGGCCUGCAGUCGCUGGAGUCCUGCUUGGAGCGGCACAUCCCGCCCGAGGACCUCGCCGAGGUGAAGCGGAUCCUCUAUGGCGGCGAGGCAAGAAAACUUUAUUUGCCAGCUGCUGCUGUAUCAGCAGCUCAAGAAAGAGAUUUUGAACUACAGGGCUAUGGCUUUGAAGCUGCUCCAGAGCAAUUGAGAAGGCCACGCAUUGUUCGAGUAGGACUGAUACAGAAUAAAAUUCCCCUUCCCACAGACACAGCAGUGGCAGUCCAGGUGGCUGCACUGCACAGGCGAAUUGCGGAGAUUGUGGAGGUGGCAGCAGUGUGUGGGGUCAACAUAGUUUGUUUCCAGGAGGCUUGGACCAUGCCCUUUGCAUUUUGUACAAGAGAGAAGCUUCCUUGGACUGAAUUUGCUGAGUCAGCAGAGGAUGGGCCAACAACAAAAUUCUGCCAAGAGCUGGCAAAGAAAUACAAUAUGGUUGUGGUGUCUCCAAUCCUGGAGCGAGAUGAAAUACAUGGAGGAACUCUUUGGAAUACUGCAGUUGUCAUUUCUAAUUCUGGAGCUAUCCUUGGCAAAAGUAGGAAAAAUCACAUUCCAAGGAUUGGAGAUUUCAAUGAGUCUACCUACUAUAUGGAAGGAAAUACAGGACACGCAGUGUUUCAGACACAAUUUGGAACAAUUGCUGUGAAUAUCUGCUACGGGCGCCAUCACCCUCUGAAUUGGCUCAUGUAUAGUAUCAAUGGAGCAGAGAUCAUCUUUAACCCUUCAGCCACUAUCGGAACACUCAGUGAGUCAAUGUGGCCAAUUGAAGCAAGAAAUGCUGCCAUAGCUAAUCAUUGCUUUACAUGUCCCAUCAACAGAGUAGGAGUGGAAUACUACAAAAAUGCGUUUACCUCUGGAGAUGGUGGAAAAGCGCACCAUGACUUGGGCCAUUUUUAUGGCUCAAGUUACGUGGCUGCACCAGAUGGCAGUAGAACCCCAGGACUGUCUCGCACUCAGGAUGGACUUCUGGUGGUAGAGAUGGAUCUAAAUCUUUGCAGACAAGUCAGUGACAAAUGGAAUUUUAAGAUGACUGGUAGAUAUGAAAUGUAUGCAGAAGAGCUCAGUGAUGCAGUCCAGCCUGAUUUUACACCCAAUGUAAUCAAAGAGUAAGUCCUAGAAGGGAUCGUUUCAACACAAUCAAAUUAAAACGUACUAUUGGAUGAAAGAUUUAUUGUGGAUUAUAAAUUGCUAUUUUAGUGUUGUCAUUUUAAUUUCUUGUAACCAGCUUUUAAAUAAUAGCAUUCAAAACUGUGUUAAGUAAAAUAAUUUAAAAUGG
Messenger RNA from Dromaius novaehollandiae (emu), 1374 nucleotides. It is a transcript of the gene UPB1, whose product is annotated as beta-ureidopropionase 1. The transcript is spliced from 10 exons. The record is from RefSeq and is a predicted model, not a curated record. Bases 57 to 1208 code for a protein of 383 amino acids. Gene Ontology annotation, molecular function: beta-ureidopropionase activity. NCBI's taxonomy places the organism in Eukaryota, Metazoa, Chordata, Aves, Casuariiformes, Dromaiidae.